GCACCAAUAAAAGUAUUAGUGUGUUUUUGAGUUUCUCUGCGUUAAGUUUGUCAAACAUAAAAAAAGUAUUUACGAUGAAAUCCAACACAAGUUUUGCUCUAUUUGCAGUGUGUUUAUUCGGUCUUAUCGCUUCUUUGAAUGGUUGGCCUAUGGGAAUAGGCGGUAGCAAGGCAUCAGGGACAUCAGAGACAUCAGAUUCCUUACCCGUUUCUUUGAAUAGUACGCCCAUGGUACCAAGCGGUGGCGAGACAUCAGGGACAUCAGAGACAUCAAACAACUUGCACGAAUCUAUAAGACGCUAUAUAAUAAAUAUUUUGACACACAAAGAUGAAAACACAUUGACCGUGGCUGUACAAAAAACUAUAAGAGCUCCUGAUUUUCUGAAAAAAUUAGAUGAUUUCAAAGAUAACGUUUUUAUAACAGUUUAUUCGAAAUUUCAAUUAGACCCAGAGUUUAUUGCACGGAUUAACGAGACCAAGGACCUAAUUAUUUUUGGAGUAGAUGAAAAAGAUUCAAUAAACCAAGAUAAUAAAGCACGUAUAACUUUAUUCGAUAUAACAAAAAAAAAAUUAAAAGAAAAGCUGACCAAGAAUGAGUUAAAAACUUUAAAAUAUACUGCAAAACCCGAAGACCUAAAUGAGAUCAUCACUGUGUUCAUAAAUGACAUAAAACGUUUUAAAGGUAACACAGGUAUUCAUGGCAUGUAAAUUAUAAUA
Messenger RNA from Adelges cooleyi (spruce gall adelgid), 716 nucleotides. RefSeq lists its product as uncharacterized. The record is from RefSeq and is a predicted model, not a curated record. Lineage: Eukaryota; Metazoa; Arthropoda; Insecta; Hemiptera; Adelgidae. The coding region runs from base 75 to 707 and encodes 210 amino acids. The transcript has 6 exons.